Molecule: messenger RNA, 3816 nt
Organism: Miniopterus natalensis
Lineage: Eukaryota; Metazoa; Chordata; Mammalia; Chiroptera; Miniopteridae
Source: RefSeq, a predicted model, not a curated record
AAACUUCCCCACUACUGCCUGACCGGUCCCCAUGGGUAGCAGCCACUAAUCUUGGUUUCUUUUUGUAGUAAAGCUGCUUAAAGGCUGAUUUGGGCACCUUCCACUUGUUUUCCUUACCCUUCUGAUGUUUAGAGGACUGACUUAUUAGAAGAGAUAGCUAAGUACCAGUGGUUCUGUUUCCAACUGGGUUCUGGUUUAUAGCAUAAUUGUUGGGUGAAGGUUUGUUUUUUAAUGGUAGUCAUUUUAAGAGAGAAAAGUUUCAGUUUUUUAAACAGUCAAGACUUCUGAAAAUGUGUUGUUCUUGGUGACAGUUUUGUGCUCAUUUGUCUUCCAGGUGCAAAGAAUUGUAGACCAACGAGCCAUGGAUAGGAGAAGCGUGGGUGAAAUAGAAAAUGGAGAUGCUUUCCUUGACUUGAAGAAGCAGCUGGCCUCCAAAUCCCCCCAUCGCUAUACAAAAGAGGAGCUCUUGGAUAUCAAAGAACGCCCUCAUUCCAAACAAAGGCCUUCAUGCCUCUCUGAAAAAUAUGACAGUGAUGGCGUCUGGGACCCUGAGAAGUGGCAUGCCUCUCUUUACCCAGCUUCAGGGAGGAGCUCACCAGUGGAAAGUGUGAAGAAAGAGUUGGAUACAGACCGGCCUUCCCUGGUGCGCAGGAUAGUAGAUCCACGAGAGCGCCUGAAAGAAGAUGACUUGGAUGUUGUUCUCAGCCCACAGAGACGAAGCUUUGGAGGGGGCUGUCACGUCACAGCUGCUGUUAGCUCCCGGCGCUCAGGAAGUCCAUUGGAGAAAGACCAUGAUGGGCUUCGCCUGAUUGGAGGGCGAAGAAUUGGCAGUGGGAGGAUAAUCUCUGCCAGGAACUUUGAGAAGGACCACCGUCUUAGCGAUAAGGAUCUGCGGGACUUGAGAGACAGAGAUCGAGAGAGGGACUACAAGGACAAGCGUUUCAGGAGGGAGUUUGGGGAUAGUAAGCGUGUGUUUGGUGAGCGUAGAAGAAACGAUUCCUACACAGAAGAAGAACCAGAAUGGUUCUCAGCUGGACCCACAAGUCAGUCUGAAACCAUUGAGCUGACUGGCUUUGAUGAUAAGAUACUAGAAGAAGAUCACAAGGGGAGAAAAAGAACAAGGCGACGGACAGCCUCUGUGAAGGAAGGUAUAGUUGAGUGCAAUGGAGGAGUGGCCGAAGAGGAUGAGGUGGAGGUCAUCCUUGCACAGGAGCCUGCUGCUGAUCAGGAAGUGCCAAGGGAUGCCGUCCUGCCUGAGCAGUCCCCAGGAGAAUUUGACUUUAAUGAGUUCUUUAACCUUGAUAAGGUGCCAUGCUUGGCUUCGAUGAUAGAAGAUGUUUUGGGAGAAGGGUCAGUCUCUGCCAGUCGAUUCAGUAGGUGGUUCUCUAACCCAAGCCGAUCAGGAAGCAGAUCCAGCAGUCUUGGGUCAACACCACAUGAAGAACUGGAGAGACUUGCAGGUCUGGAGCAAGCCAUCCUCUCUCCUGGACAGAAUUCGGGGAAUUAUUUUGCUCCUAUACCAUUGGAAGACCAUGCUGAAAAUAAAGUGGAUAUUUUAGAAAUGCUACAGAAAGCCAAAGUGGAUUUAAAACCUCUUCUUUCCAGUCUUUCUGCAAACAAAGAAAAACUUAAAGAGAGCUCACAUUCAGGGGUUGUGCUUUCAGUGGAAGAGGUAGAAGCAGGACUCAAGGGCUUGAAGGUGGACCAGCAGCUGAAGAACUCAACCCCCUUCAUGGCAGAGCACUUGGAGGACACCCUGAGUGCUGUGACCAGCAAUAGACAGCUCAAAAAAGAUGGAGACAUGACUGCGUUCAACAAGCUAGUGAACACCAUGAAGGCAAGUGGGACUUUGCCUUCUCAGCCCAAAGUCAGCCGAAACCUUGAAAGCCAUUUGAUGUCACCUGCUGAGAUUCCGGGCCAGCCUGUCCCUAAGAACAUCCUGCAGGAACUUCUGGGUCCACCAGUUCAGAGACCUGCUUCUUCCAACCUUCUGAGUGGCCUUAUGGGGAGCUUGGAGCCUACAACAUCUUUACUGGGCCAAAGAACACCAUCUCCUCCCUUGUCACAGGUGUUUCAAACACGAGCAGCCUCAGCAGACUACCUUCGUCCUCGACUACCAUCACCAAUCGGUUUCACACCAGGACCACAGCAGCUACUCGGAGAUCCAUUCCAAGGCAUGCGCAAGCCCAUGAGCCCUGUCACGGCCCAGAUGAGCCAGCUAGAAUUGCAACAGGCAGCAGCUUUGGAGGGGCUGGCCCUGCCACAUGACCUUGCAGUGCAGGCAGCAAACUUCUAUCAGCCUGGUUUUGGCAAACCACAGGUGGACAGAACCAGAGAUGGAUUCAGAAACAGGCAACAGCGAGUGACGAAGUCACCAGCACCCGUGCAUAGAGGGAAUUCCUCUUCCCCUGCCCCUGCCGCCUCCAUCACAAGCAUGCUUUCUCCUUCCUUCACCCCUACCUCAGUGAUUCGUAAGAUGUAUGAGAGCAAAGAGAAAAGCAAGGACGAGCCAGCAUCUGGAAAAGCAGCUCUUGGUGACAAUAAAGAAGACACUCACAAGGCCAGUGAAGAGAACCUCUUGUCAUCCAACUCUGUGCCCAGUGCUGAUCGAGACUAUUCUCCCACUACAAACCCCAAACUGUCAACGUUGCAGCGGUCUUCAUGUUCCACCCCACUGUCCCAGACCAACCGUUACACCAAAGAACAAGAUUAUCGACCUAAAGCAACUGGGAGAAAAACACCCACCUUGGCAUCCCCAGUUCCAGGAACACCUUUUCUCCGUCCUGUCCACCAAGUUCCCAUUGUCCCCCAUGUCCCAAUCGUUCGGCCUGCUCACCAGCUUCACCCAGGGUUGGUCCAAAGGAUGCUGGCCCAGGGAAUACAUCCACAGCAUCUUCCAAGUUUGCUCCAAGCUGGUGUGCUUCCUCCUGGGAUGGAUCUGACUCAUUUACAGGGAAUAUCUGGCCCAAUCCUGGGUCAGCCCUUUUACCCUUUACCUGCCACUAGUCACCCUCUCCUAAACCCUCGUCCUGGGACACCUCUGCAUCUGGCAAUGAUGCAGCAGCAGCUACAGCGUUCAGUUCUUCAUCCUCCAGGCUCUGGUUCCCAGGCAGCAGCUGUCAGUGUUCAGACAACCCCACAGAAUGUGCCCAGCCGAUCGGGCCUGCCCCACGUGCAUUCCCAGCUGGAACAUCGCCCCAGCCAGAGGAGCAGCUCCCCAGUGGGCCUUGCCAAAUGGUUUGGCUCUGAUGUGCUACAGCAGCCCCUGCCCUCCAUGCCUGCCAAAGUCAUCAGUGUAGAUGAAUUAGAGUAUCGACAGUGAGCAAGGCAGGCAGGCUCACCUAACCCUGGACCUGUGGUGGUACCCUGGUCAUGACUGCUUGGUUUACAGGCUUUUACUUUGGAGCACCCUGUGCAAAGCUGUUUAGGAGGCCUAGGCAUCUGGUGUGGUCUGCAUGAUUGAAGGAUCUUAACCAGUUAAUGAAAGCCUACAUGGUCUGAAUACAGGAUGCACAGUGUUGUCAAUGCCAGAAAUACUUUCUUUUUUUGUAAGAUAUGUGAAUGAAGUGUUGGUGUCUUCACCAGGAGGUGGCACCUAAGGGUUCUGAGGAAAUAAAUGUAUAGACCCUUAUGUACAGACCUGUGUAUAAACAAUUUUUGUAUAUACGUAUAGGAUAGCUUUUUUGAACUUAUACAGCUGUACAUAAAAGUAGCUGAUAGUAGUUAUGCCUGUGUCAACAGUUUGGAUUUUUUUCACUUGUACAUUUGGGACUUUUUUGUUGUUGAUUAAAGUUGCAUAUGCGGUGUGUGAGUGAA